AUGUUCCCCCCUCCCUCCUUCCUUCUGCACAGUGAAGGGAACCCUGCAGAAAAGUUCUGGGGUGAAUUUUGCUUCCCCACACAUCCAACACUGGUCAGCAUUCAGGGAAAUGGACGAGGAAAGCUGGCCACAAUCCAAGAGACUGAGGUCAGCAGAAAGCGAAGCAAAGCCUACUCAAAGGGAAACCUCUUCAGCUUCCAGCCCGUCUGCUCCCACAAUGGCUGAAGAAGAAUUGCCAUUUGGGAACGGCACAGCUGAAUGGAAUCCCCACAAUCGCUCCUGCUGGAGGAAUAGGGGCAUUGACCCCUAUAAUCAAAGGGGAUGGCCAGUGAUAAGGAAAAUCCUGGGUUGAGAGGGCCCAGCUCGUUGGGGUGCAAGUCCCCCCAUGAGUCUGUGAGGUCAGUGAAAGAAGGAAGUUCCAGCCAAGUACAGUGGUACCUCGAAUUACAAACAGCUCAUGUUACAAACGCUUCACAUUACAAACUCCGCUAACCUUGAAGAGUUACAGACCUCUGGAAUGAAUUAAGUUCAUAACUAGAGGUACCACUGUAAUCUGGAGCAAACUGGCGAUCAGUAGACCACAAUCUUUAUUGUUGUGCAAGAGAUUCCCACACAGAGCAAGAACCCUGAGCCUGGGGUGACAUCAACCUUUAUAACUCCCCCCCCCCUUCACUCAGAUUUAUUCAUAGUAGCAUCUUCACUAGUAUGUCACAAGUGGAGAGGAGUAUCAAAGGGUUACACAAGUUCAGCAGUUCAUCCUUCUAUCAGAUACAUCUCCGGACACCUCUCAAGUACCCACCACCCAGAGAACAAUAAAACUAUCGACAUACAUCCUUGCGCUCAGGUCUUCUCCUGAGAUGGGCUUUCAGAACACCUGGCUUGGUCAGCUGCCUCUGUGGAAGUCUGUUGUUGCCCCUUGGUCACUCCCUGGGUGGGGUGAAGUGUACGUGCUCUCAUGCUCAGGGGAUUAUGGCAGGAGGCCCUGUUCUCACUGCCUAUGUGACUAUCCGCUUCGAGGGUCAUGGAGGAGGGUGAAGCCUAAAUUCACCUUAAAAUGGCAUCGGAAUGGGAAGAAUUGGUUAUAGAAUGGCUAUUCUAUGAAUUUGCAAAGUUAGGUAUCUUUCCCUGAGCUGUCAAGCUGAAAGGAUACAUUCAGACACAAUCUUUGUAACAGUGUAGAAACUUUAGGCAAUUGAAACCAAAAUGGCUACAUUUAAUAUACUUUGCCCAUAGUCUGAGCAGCAGGAGGGCGCUGAGACAAUCGUGCAAAGGCUGAGCUGAAAGGCUGGUUUGGAGGCAGUUUCAGCCGUCUACGGAUUCCCCCAUUGGCUAGCUGUCAAAACAAAGCGCUCUUGAUUGGUGAGUUUCAGUUAUUCAUAAAUCCCAUUCAUAAAACACAAAGUCCGUAAAUCCCAUUAAUAAAAUACAGAUGCCGUGUUUUCCUGUAUUUAUACGAUGUGUGUGUUGUUCUUGUGCGACUGAGGAGAGAGGGGUUUUCGACCCAGGGAAUAAUGUCAGAUGGUAAACACACACACCCUUGUAAUUUCCGUAACACCAGGACAGAAUUCCCCCACUCUUGUCACAUGCAGCUUGGCUCACAUGCCAGAGCCACCUGGAGGGCAUGACUACAAUUCCCAUCAUGCCUGACCACUGGUCUUGCUAGCUCAGGGUGAUGGGAGCCGUAGUCCAAAAGCAGCUGGGGACCCAAGUUUGGGAAACAUUGUUCAUCUUGAAGGAGAAAGGAGGGUUCACUUGCAUCAGAACAUCAGGUGAGCCCUGCAGGAUCAGGCCCAAGGGGCCCCUGUCCUCCCAGGGGCCAAGCAGGGGCCUCUUCUGGGAAGCCCACUGGCAGCACUUGAGCACCAGAGAAGGGGGGAGGCGCCUUUCUUCUAGGGACACAUUUCAGGGGUCCCCACAGUGCCCCCCAGCCUGGCUCCACUCUGCCAGGGCAGCUGCGUUUUGUUUCGCUGCAGGUGAGCCUGCCCCCUGCAAUGUGGGGCUCUUAAGGGAACUUUGGGGGGGCGGAGGGGCUGCAGCUUCCCCGCACUUGCGAAGCAGCCCUAGGAGCGGAGGGGAGGCAGGCAGCAGGAGGGCGAUGGGGAGGAACCAGCAAGAAGGAGCUUCUGGAGCCUGGGCAGCCCCCUCCCCGCCUGCUCCCUGAAGGUUUCCCGAGCCCCCCUUUUCAUUUCAAGGAUUGGGGGACCUCAGCAUCCAGGGGUUGCCUUGCUGGGGGGCGCUAUUUGGUUUGCUGACUGUAGGAGUCACAAUCCUGUCACAAUGUGUUGUGUCUGGCUUUUAGGUAAGGGGGUGAGGCUCAGGUGGGAAAGAGUUGAGAAGGAACAUACCCCGGGGUGCAGAUUUACUCCGCUGCCCAGCUCGUCAGGGUGCCACUCCCCGCGGGUCCCUCCGGUCAGCAAAAGAAGGAGUCUCCAGCCAAGUUAAAGAAGCUAACAGUGGUCAGUUGACCUGAUCUUUAUGUGUUGCAACAAGGUUCAAACACACAAAAAGUAGGAACAUAUGGUUGCAUGAACUUUUCAGGCUUUUACCCCCUUCCCCAUAAUAAAUUUUCCAACAACUUCAUCGAUACAUGACAUGGGGUUUCCCCCCACAAUUUUUUCUCCCCAUUUCCCACAAUACAUUUUUCAACAGGGUCAUCGAUACAUCACAAAUAUGUCACAAAGUAGGAGUCUUUGGCGUUUAGAAACAUGAGCCUGUCACCCACCCCGUCAAUAACCCCAAUUUCCCAAACCUUUUAACUAUCCUCUUCCCCAAAGAACGUAAUAGUAUUUACCCAUCCCCCAGCUGAAAGGCUUUCCUGCCCUUCUCCCUUCAAAGUAUCAGGAUUCAAUCCGCCAUCCCGAUGGAUUUCUGCCUGGGGCAUGUGCUGCCCUUGAUCGCCUCCUGUCUCCUAAGGGAUUACGGAGUUAGGGGGAGCCCUGGAUCCCCUAAUUGGAGAGGAGUCAUUAGACAUUGGAAGCAAGGAAACCGGUCAAACCGUAGAAUUUUGGAAAUUAUUUGACAUUUCAUCAGCUUUCUAUAUUGGAUAGUCGAGGAAACAGUCCGAUUCACGGUAUCCGCUUCUGGCUACAAUUGUAUCGGCUGCUUUUCUGAGCCUCUUGGCUGUUGUGCAUGGACGGUGCCUGUGUCCACGGUCAUUGUCCUGGCCUUAGUCAGAGCCUGUGGUGGGGAGCUGGGAUUUGGGGGGAGUAGUUUAGCUGCCCCCCUCCAUUCCUGGUUUGAACAGCACCAAUACCUAAAACACGGAGGGAUCUAAGCUCGUGGGGUGGGGGAGGGGAAGAUGUUGCACUUGUGGGGGGGACCCCUCUUUGCAGCUGGAUCUCCGGGAUCAGCCCCUCCCCCGCUCACCUGAUCCCCAGAACCUUCCUCUCCCCCCCCCCAAUUCUUUCCCUCCCCUCCCGGCACAUCCUCCUCUCACCCCGCCCCCACAACCCCAGAUCCCGCCCCCAAACAUCCCACCCCUUCCUCCUCCUCCUCCAAUCCGGCUUCUGCUGAAGGAAUGGGGGGGUGAGCCCCCUCCCACCCUGCCUUCUUCUCCCGGAAGUGGAGCUUCCACUCCGGAUUGCUGCUCUGCCCCGUAGCUCUAGGGAGGCGCUUUCGGAAAGGGGAGGGAGAAGGCAGGGUGGAUGUUGCAGGAAAGGAGAAUUGGGAGCGAGGACAAAGAGGUAAGGGCUCGCGGGGGGCGGAGAGGGGAGAAAAGGACCCAGAGACCCCCGCCAGCUCCCCCAAGCGCCUUCUGUGGGGCCUGGAUUCCGGCACGCGUGCUGCGAAGGGGCGAAUAUGGGGCGCCCACCCACGAGGACUCCCUGGCCCCGUUUACCCCGCGCAGGCAUCCCUGGGGCGCGGAGAGAAGCCAGUCUUGGGGGGGCAAAAGGGGCGGAGAGAUGGGUCGCGCCUGGCAAGGGAUGAGCCAAGGGGUCGUCUGGAUGCAGGGGAGACUCCGGGAGAAAGGGAGGAGGUCGGGGAAGUAGGGGGAGAAGGGAGGGGGCAUCCCCGAGUCAGGGAAGCGCAGCAAUGGGGGGGGGGGGAGAUAGGAAGACCAGUUUUUUGGGGGGGGGCGUCUCCAUCGUGGCUUGCUUCGGGAAUCUCCGGAGAGGCCGCCUUGGCUUCUCCCUCCCGCCCAGCAAUCGGCCCCCCCUUCAAGGCUACCAGAGAGGGAUCCCUGGAAAGUGGGGGUCCAGUCCCCCUCCCUAGCCUUCCUGCAAUCUCCAUCCUCUUUCCACCCCAUAAGCCCCUGCCCUUUCCAGACGCAGCGAUUCUGCCCAGUCCAACCAUUAGUCCCCUGGAGAGGAGAGGAAAUCCGAACAGGAAGAGGGGAGGGGAGGGGGGAGGCCUUCUCAGAAGCGGCUCUUUGUUCCCGCAAUCCCACCCAGGAAGCAGCCAGAAACCUUUUCCUCUCUCUCAGGCUUCCAUCUUUAAUGUCUUUUCCACUGAGGAUGAGGAUAAUGUACACCUGUCAUCAGAAACAGGGGUGCAGAGUCCAUGGAAUGGCUCUCAGGAUUGAUACAGAAGUUGCACCUCAAAAGCAUUUCUGUUCCCCCUAUUCUUUGUAGCCAAUGUCAGAGUGACUGACAAGCUGAGAUCCGAUGACAGUGACUGCAUGAAUCUUCCCAGUCAAAGGACCCAUUUUCAUGAUAGACAGUGCCUGUGGCUGGAGGCUCUACACACAGGAUGUGCCUGUGCAGGCCAAAGACUGCCAGUAUUAGCACAGGUGAGGUGUGUGUCAUUCCCAAAUUUACAGACUGUAUGUGAAUGAGAGUUUGUGGGUGGGAUUAUAAUGUACGGCAACCCUGUGAUUUUCUCCACCCAUAACAUUUCAUGAGCUGAUAUUGCAGUACGAAUUCCAAAAUAACUACAAAAAAAUCACACGAUAAUAAUAAUAGUACAGUGGUACAUCGGGUUAAGAAGUGAAUUCAUUCUGCAGGUCCACUCUUAAUCUGAAACUGUUCUUAACCUGAAGCACCACUGUAGCUAAUGGGGCCUCCUGCUGCCGCCGCGCCGCCAGAGCAGGAUUUCUGUCCUCAUCCUGAAGCAAAAUUCUUAACAAAAGGUACUAUUUUUGGGUUAGAAGAGUCUGUAACCUGAAGCGCCUGUAACCUGAGGUACCACUCUAGACGUUAUAGUAUUAGUAUUUUCCCCCAGCCGCUCUGGGCAGCUUACAGUACAUAUAGGUAAAGGUAAAGGUAAAGGGACCCCUGACCAUUAGGUCCAGUUGUGGCCGACUCUGGGGUUGCGGCGCUCAUCUCACUUUCUUGGCCGAGGGAGCUGGCGUACAGCUUCCGGGUCAUGUGGCCAACAUGACUAAGCCGCUUCUGGCGAACCAGAGCAGCGCACGGAAAUGCCGUUUACCUUCCCGACAGAACGGUUGCUAUUUAUCUACUUGCACUUUGACAUGCUUUCGAACUGCUAGGUUGGCAGGAGCAGGGACCGAGCAAUGAAAGCUCACCCUGUCGUGGGGAUUCAAACUGCCGACCUUCUAAUCGGCAGGUCGUAGGCUCUGUGGUUUAACCCACAGCGCCACCCGCAUCCCUACAGUACAUAUACAAGACAGUAAAACAUCAAACAUUAAAAACCUCCUGAUACAGCUGUCUUCUAAAUGUCAGAUAGUUGCCUACUUCCUUGCCCUCGGAAGGAAGGGCAUUCCAUGGGGCAGGAGGCCCUCUGCCUGGUUCCCUGGAACAUCACUUCUAACGGCAAGGGAACCAGCAGAAGACCCUCAGAGGCGGACCUCCCUGUCCGGACUGAGCAAUGGGGGUGAAGAUGCUCUUUCAGGACCACAGGGCUGAGGCUGUUGAGGGCUUUAGGUUGCAGAUCUUGCUCCUCCAUAAUGAUCGAUGAAUAGUUAGCAGAGUAGGAGUAAACACAGAGGCAGCAAAAAAAUAAUUCAGCUGAGAAAUUUAUUACUGAAGACACAUAAGCAUAACAGGACCCAAAAAAUAGCAAAAAUGUAACUCACAGUAAAACCCUGACUUAGCAAACCAAAACAGCACUCAAGUAAGAAACAGACAAACAGAGUAGAGUAAUAUCAGAAUAUGAAGUGGGAGCAGGCGCGUUUCAAUACUGUAAUUUAUAUAUAAUUCAAUGUCAGAGUAACCCUGGGACUAAAUAACAAGCCUCCAGGUGGACGUGCCCCCUCUGCCCUUCACUUUCCUUUUCAGCACACGCAGAAUCAACUGUGUCAGACUAAUAUGGCCACCUACCAUUAACUACAGUUAUCUCCUUGCCUUGAAUAUCCUGCUUUUCAGUACCAGAUUAGGAUAGUCCUCUAUCAGAAGACAAGCAGAGAAUCAGGCAGCACAUCAUCAUUAUAAAGAACCAUUGGGGUGGGUGCUUCCACCUGGGAUUCCCAUGUGCCAGCUGCUUUCCUUCUGCUUCUCCUGCUCUCUCCAUGCAAUGUGAGGCAUGUAGACACAGGUCCAUCUCCAAGAACAGGAGCUUCCCUGAGCACCCAUUCAGCUGAUUCCAAGCACCAAGCUUUUUACUAGUUCUCUGACUGACCCAGACCACAGUCCCCAGAAAAGAUGUAGACCUGGGUCUCCCAAAAUAUGGACCUCCUGAGGUCAGUGAGACCGUGCAGGUGAUUCAUGAAGAUCUAGAGCUGGAAACAGGGACAACCACUUGAUUGGAAAGGAUUUCCCACAGGACAACAGUAUUCCAAGGUCAUGCUGUGUUAUUAAAGAUGAUUGAGGAUUAUGAAAGUUUGUUGAUGCAUUACUACCAUUUGACAUCAUACCAUUUUCAUUUCCUAAAAAUUGGGAACAUGGGGAGGACAUGGGAGAAUGUAGGAGAUGUUGAAAUAAGAGAAGGUGCUAAUGGUUGAUGUGUGCUUUUUUUCCUGUGUUCUCUUUCCUGAAACCCAAACAGGAUUUCCUUUCCUCCCACUCUGAAAAAGGGGAUGGAGAAGACAGAAUUGCGGGGGACAGGGCACCUUUCGUUUCAUUAG
Podarcis lilfordi (Lilford's wall lizard) is the source of this 6961-nucleotide messenger RNA. The record is from the annotation of a GenBank genome assembly. NCBI's taxonomy places the organism in Eukaryota, Metazoa, Chordata, Lepidosauria, Squamata, Lacertidae.